UGCAUCUGUCAUCCCUACACCCGGCGUUCUUCGAUCACAUAAUUAUGGUUUCCGCUAUGAGAUAAGGAAGACUAGCCACUGCUCAAAAUAAAGAAAGACAUUCCUGCAGAGAAAAAGGCAGUGCCAAGGUAAGGGCUGGGAAUUUGGUUCCGCAUAUUGUAUUCUCUUGACUUGAGAAGGUUGUUCGAUUUAAUUGGCUUAAAUUUAUACUCGAGCGGAGCACCCAGAAAGGCGCGCUGCAACUGGGAAAUUUCGUCUUUUUCACCUUAUGCGUGGAGCUAGAGGCAUGCUUCCCCACUUGACAAUCGAGCUUCUAAAGGGAAUCUAUCAUAAUGUGGAACCGAGAAAGUUCGACUACUUUUGUUUGUACCUGAUCAGGUGCAUUUCACGCUUCUACGAUUGAGUACGAAACUUAUUCACCUGAUCGUGUUUCGAAUUACGCCCCUCAAGGCACUCAUCACUCUUUGCUUUGGCUUUGAGCACGGCCAUAUUGACUUGUUUCGGAAAUAGCAGCAUCGGCUUGAGAAUUCUCUUAUUUCUUUCUCGGACCCAACCUUAGAAAAGAAAAGAAGAUCCUCUCAUCUGCUUCCUUACCAACUGCCCAUCUGGAAAACCGAUAUUCAAAUUCCCAGCUCGGCUUACGCGAUCGAUGAUUGUUAGAACUAUCUUCGCCCUGCUCAAGGCUAUCCGCUCUACUCACAUACCACCGACACAAUCGUCAAUUUCAUCACUCAGAAAAAGAGUCCACUAGCAAGACAAGAGGCUAGGUCAGUUCAAGAAAUAGAAGUGGAAGUUAAAAAAUAACACUUCCUUUCCCUUUUCCUUAACCUUCAACUAAGCUUGAAGACAUCAUCUACUUUUAUCCCCUAUAGGAUGGCAAUCUAGUGUAUGGUACUUUUAAGUAUGAAAUAUCGUAAGAGAAGAAAAGUGAUUUCACUAUGAAAUUAGACAACUAGGGAUCAAAAAAGUACUCUAACCAUCUUAGGAAAGUCAAUCACCAGUCCCCUAGAUCGCUAUCAGUUCAGUGGCUCUCUCUCUUUCUAUAUGAUAUUUGAAGAGAGGAUUAUUUAAGAAUCGAGUCUGUAAUAGCUGCACCUGCCGAUUCUUCUUCAAUUGCUAUUAGUUCUUUCUAGUUGUGGCCUAAACCUAAAGGAAUUAACUGUCAACGAAAGCCCCAAACCAUUCAACGGCAUUAGCGGUCUAGGCUCUGCUCUGAGGGAAGCUUCAUCUCACGAGCAUGAGACUAGGUUUACACUGAGAGCCUAACCCUAAUAAGGGACUACUUCAUUGAGACUGCUAUAAAGAUCAAUCUAGCGCUUACUAUAAGUCUAAGCACCUGUUGCAUCUUGGUAGUCAGAUAGAGACUAACUUGGAAAAUUCCUUCACCUUCGCUCCAACACUUGUUACAGCAUAAGGAGACCGGGAACUGCACACGCGUGUCCCGGGGGGCUUCCAGGCCGAGAGGCUGACCGAUUGUUUAGAAGAGAGGCAUGGAGGCGCCAAAUUGCCUGAAAUAUUCGCUAGUCUCCAAGAGAGAGGGCACCAUAGCCCCUACUUUCAGGAGGUACAAGCGGAUUUCCGAACCCUGCGUUCUUCGGGAGGUACGGAAAUGCAACUCCGCAGGGAGUGGCAGGGCCGAGGAUAAUAACCUCUCUUCCGAAGAAGUUCUUUCUUUCAUAUAUAUAGAGAGAUAGAAUCCGUGUCAUGAUUUAUGAGCUAAUGUGCCAUUUUUUCUUGCAUUUUCUCGGGAUUUUUAGAUGCAAUUGGAAUAUUAGAAUACAAAACUCCCAUGUCUUCCGUUGGUCAACAACCAACAAAAGGAAACUCUAGUUUUUCACUAAAAGUACAGGCUUGACGGAGUGAAGCUGUCUGGAGGGAAUGGAAGAAUUUAGAAAAAAAAAAAAUGCCUCAAUUGGAUAAAUUCACUUAUUUUUCACAAUUCUUCUGGUUAUGCCUUUUCCUCUUUAUUUUCUAUAUUCCAAUAUGCAAUAAUGGAGAUGGAGUACUUGGGAUCAGCAUAAUUCUAAAACUACGGAACCAACUGGUUUCACACCGGGAGAACAAGAUCCAGAGCAAGGACCCCAAGAGUUUGGAGGAUAUCUUGAGAAAAGGUUUUAGCACCGGUGUAUCCUAUAUGGACUCUACUUUAUUCGAAGUAUCCCAAUGGUGUAAGGCUGUCGACUUAUUGGGAAAAAGGAGGAAAAGAACUUUGAUCUCUUGUUUCGGAGAAAUAAGUGGCUCACGAGGCAUGGAAAGAAACAUAUUCUAUUUGAUCUCGAAGUCCUCCUAUAGCAAUCCUGGAUGGGGGAUCACUUGUAGGAAUGACAUAAUGCUAAUCCAUGUUCCACACGGCCAAGGAAGCAUUUAAAUAUCAUGGAUAAAUUCACUUAUUUUUCACAAUUCUUCUGGUCCCUCUUGACUUUCUAUAUCUAUAUUCUCUGGCUCAACAAACCUUUAUUUCUAUUAUUUUACUAAUAGAAGCCUUCGCCUCUUUUUGCUCCUUUUUCAAUAUCUUAUUAUGACCCUGUUUGUAAUAAGAUAUUCUAUUCUACUUUUGGGGAAUCUGCUCCAACUAGUGGAUUCCCUCUUUUUAUUCAUGAUUCCACAGGGCCAGGGGGGGCUCGCUCCCUAUGUUGUCCUGCCGAUGAAUCCGGGUGAACCUGCACCAGCACCUGCACCCGGAGAGCCCGUCAUCCCCCCGCUUCCAAAUCCUCCACCCCUAAUUCCCGAUCCCGAUAUGGUUCGUCUGAGAGAGUUAGAGGAUCGCCUCUCAAUCAAUUGAAUUGGAAAAAAUAUCACCAUGGAGGCGCAGAAUAAGAUCCUCGCAUACCAAAUGGGGAUAGAAAUGAGGGUUGAAGACGCUUUAGUUCAGGAUGACGUUUUACGCCCUUCCACUUUUUUUUCCCCACAUACGGGGCUUUCUUUUCUAUCCACGGGGGACUGCUCUCUCCGAAAAUACCUAUCCAAAUUUGAUUAACACUAUCGACAACGAUGGUAUUCGCGAGUGUGCUCCAUACAAGCGGGUUCUCCAAGCAAUAAGGGAAAAGAAUCUAGUCCUCUAAGGGGGGAGGGGGAGACUUGUAUUUCUCAUUCACAAAUCCAUCUUUCUUUAUGCUGCUAACUCUCAGUUUGGUCCUACUUCUGGUUCAUUUUGUUAC
This is a messenger RNA of Durio zibethinus, 3158 nucleotides long. The record is from RefSeq and is a predicted model, not a curated record. Lineage: Eukaryota; Viridiplantae; Streptophyta; Magnoliopsida; Malvales; Malvaceae.